AUGACGAAACCCUCGAUCCGUAUACCGUUGACCGGUCCGCUGCCUCCACCGAUUAUUGUACCGCCAUCUGCAAGUACACUUUCAGGAGCGAUCAAUGCCGUCUUAUCAUUUUUCACAGCUCCUCCAUCCCCGUAUCUUCGCGGAGUGGAUGUUGGCCGACAUUCGCAGGCUGUUCUCUUGACUGGUGCUGGUAUUUCGGUAGCGUCUGGACUAUCCGACUAUCGAGGAGAGAACGGCACCUACGUCACGAAUAAAUCCUACAGGCCUAUAUAUUUUCACGAAUUUCUUUCACGACAUGAGUCUCGCAAAAGGUACUGGGCUCGAAGCUUUGUUGGGUGGCCUGGGUUGUUGAAAGCUGAGCCCAACUCGACGCACCGGGCCAUCCGAGAUCUCGGCGCCAAAGGCUUUGUCAGUUCCGUUGUGACGCAGAAUGUUGACUCCUUCCACUCAAUUGCGCAUCCCGAGCUACCGACCAUUGAGCUUCAUGGCCACUUGAAGUCUGUCGUCUGUACUAGCUGUCGAAACCAAUUCUCUCGCGCCGAGUUUCAGAAGUCACUCGAGAGGCUCAACCCCGCCUGGGCGGAGUUUCUUACCCGCAUGGUCGAGGCAGGAGCUCUCGACACGAACAAUCUUGAAGAACAGAGACGGAAGGGGUUUAAGCUGAAUCCAGAUGGUGACGUGGACUUGGCUGAGGCUCCAUACUCCACGUUUAGGUACCCAUCUUGUCCUACCUGUUUGGAGAACCCUCCAAGACUGAAGGAUGGCACACAGGCCAGGGUAGAAGUGGAAAAGGAUGGGGCAUGGCUCCCUUCGUCUACAGCUGGCAUUCUGAAACCUGCGGUCGUCAUGUUUGGUGAAAAUAUUGACCCUGGAGUGAAAACAGCCGCUGAAGAGGCCAUCGAUGAUGCAGGGAGGCUACUGAUUCUAGGAAGCAGUCUUGCUACGUAUUCAGCAUGGCGAUUAGUUGAGAGAGCCCACAGGAGAGGGAUGCCUAUAGCCAUAAUCAAUCUGGGAGGCGUCAGGAAUGAGUCGGUCUUAUUUGGGCCAAGUAGCGAUGUCUCAUCCUCACAUGUCCGUUGCAGCUUUCCGUCUGAGGCGAUUCUUCCUCCUGUGGUGUCGCUGCUUCCCAACUUUAUUUACGGAUGA
Aspergillus fischeri NRRL 181 is the source of this 1146-nucleotide messenger RNA. Its product is annotated as putative SIR2 family histone deacetylase. The coding region runs from base 1 to 1146 and encodes 381 amino acids. Gene Ontology annotation, molecular function: NAD+ binding. The record is from RefSeq and is a predicted model, not a curated record. The transcript has a single exon. NCBI's taxonomy places the organism in Eukaryota, Fungi, Ascomycota, Eurotiomycetes, Eurotiales, Aspergillaceae.